Molecule: messenger RNA, 441 nt
Organism: Oryzias latipes (Japanese medaka)
Lineage: Eukaryota; Metazoa; Chordata; Actinopteri; Beloniformes; Adrianichthyidae
Gene: ndufa1
Product: NADH:ubiquinone oxidoreductase subunit A1
Cellular component (GO): respiratory chain complex I
Source: RefSeq, a predicted model, not a curated record
CCGGAACUUAACGUUCUCUUCCGGUUGUCGAACGCAGGUCAUUUGUGCGGGGACAUUUCGUUAGCCAUUAACCAAAAUAAAGCUCAUUUUCUCGCCUAAAGGCAACUCAGUUGUCUUCGCAUCUUUAAUCAUCCGCCUGAUCGUGACAUUUAAGAAACAUGUGGUAUGAAAUCUUACCCGGUCUGAGCCUUAUGGCCGUGGCUCUCAUGAUUCCAGGUCUUGCCACCAUACAAAUUCACAAGUUCACCAACGGAGGAAAGGAGAAAAGGGUCGCCCGGGUUCCGUGGCAGUGGUACCUGAUGGAGAGAGACAGACGAGUUGGAGGAACGGGUCACUACUUUGAUUCCAAGGGACUUGAGAACAUCAAGUGAGGAGGAUCUAGAAGAUCUUGAAAUGCUGGAGCCUCAGAGUUGUACAAUAAAAACAAAGUAUUCUAUGUUU